GUGGCGCAACACGCUGUAUCGGGAUUAGGAUUUGCGUUCACGACGAAACGUCGCUGGGUGUUUUUUGUUCUUCUUCCCUCUAAUGUGUGUUCAUAAAAGUGCGACCAUUACAAAAAUAGCCUAAUGCUGUGGAGAGUCUGGCUGUGAGGGCCAAAACAAAACGGCCAAGACGGACGACGGGGAGGACGUUCUCCAUUUCGCUAAUAAAAUUUUCCUCGCAUGAUUUGGUCACGGCUUGUCGCAUCGCGGUGUUCGAUUUCGCGGGUGCGCUCGAUUCGGGGAAGGUGAUUAGCGUGGGUGUUCUUCGGUGGAUGGUUCUGGGAAUGCAGGGGACGAUUGCUCAUGCUACAGGGGAAUAGACGCGUGAAAAGCCGAACGCGGUGCGGAGUAGGGCAGUUUCAAUUUGAAUUGUGGUGAAAAAUAAAAAGCUUCUGAACUAACAGGAAGUAUUAACAAAAGGCAGCGAGAGAGUAAGAAUGAAGGGAGCGGUUCUCGGGGUGGCAGCAGUGGUGAGACGUUCAAAAAGUAGUGGAGUGUUUUGAGCACGAAGGCAUAAUUUUCCUUGGUAAAAGGCAGUGACGACCGAGAAGAAAAUGUUGAAACGUGAAUAAAAGCCUUGCUUUUCCGUGUCCCUUUUCUUUGGAUGAUGUACAACCGAAAACAAGCUCCGUACAUCACAGUGAAUUAUUUUUCAGACGAUUGUCGAGCUAGCGGAGCGUUCAGCCAAAAGUUUACUAGAUCAAAAGUUCUUUCUUCCCUCGGCACGCAUACAUCGGAAACUGGCAGGUUACAUGUGAUAUCGACGUGGGAAUUUAUGACCCAGCCUGAAAUGAAUGGGACAAAGUUGCAACUACUGGAUUCAUCCGUGAGAGAUAGAGAUCAUCAUCAAAUGCAGUCGACCGCAGUUGCAACUUCAUAAAAGGUUCAGACUAUUGUGCUUCCCUGUACAACACAACUGUCACCCCCCGCACGCGUGCCGACACUAAAGGGAGAAACGAGGACACUCUGGAGAAGCUGAAAAUGAAAUUUAAUGGUUUCGUGAAUGUUUUAUGCUGCAAACUGGUGCUAAUUAUUAAUUUAGCAGAUGGGAAGCUGAUGCACGAGAAGGACAAACACGAGCCUUACAACGUGGAAGGCGUAGAGGGACGCAGUAUCGAGUUACAGUGCCCAAUUACCGUUCCACUGUUCGAAGUGAGCAUGGUGCUCUGGUUCAAAGACAACGCCGGGAUUCCUCUGUACAGCGUGGACGUACGUGACAGAGUUGCCCGGCAGCCGGCGCACUGGUCAGCGCCUGAAGUAUUUGGCUCACGUGCCAAGUUCAAUAUUGAUAAAUCACCUGCAUCCCUGCUGAUAAAGAACCUUAAACGCCACGACCAAGGCAUCUAUCGCUGUAGAAUAGAUUUUCGGACUAUUCAAACCCAGACAUAUAGAUACAACUUAACGGUUAUUGUGCUGCCGGAGCAACCGGUGGUCCUGGACCGCUGGGGACGACUGAUGAAUGGAACCAAGCUCGGACCCAAGGAGGAAGGCGAUGACGUCGUGAUCACGUGCCGCGUUUCAGGAGGUCGUCCCCAGCCAGAAGUACGGUGGCUAAUCAAUGGCGUAAUUGUGGAUGACCAGUACGAACAGAAUUCCGGCGAUAUUAUCGAAAAUCGGUUACUGUGGCCAACUAUCCAGCGCAGUGAUCUGAAUUCGAUAUUUACAUGUCAGACCAUGAAUACCAAACUCGUCGAAGCGAAAGAAACUAGCUACGUUCUGGAUUUGCACUUGAAACCACUUUCAGUGAAAAUAGUCGAUCCACCGCAGGCCCUGAUAGCGGACAACCGAUACGAAGUAUCCUGCCGAAGUGGGGGCUCCCGGCCCCACGCUGUUAUUACAUGGUACAAAGGCAAGCGUGAGAUGUUUCAUACCAAAGAGGACACCCACAAUCAUAACACAACCGUCUCCACGCUUUCCUUCACUCCGAAAAUCGAGGACGAUGGCAAAAAUAUGACAUGCAGAACGGAAAACCCCUCCGUGAAGGGAUGGUUCCUGCAAACUACUUGGAAAAUGAAUGUCGUUUACGCACCACUUGUCACAAUCCAGCUAGGAUCGACGUUAGUUGCCGACGACAUAAAGGAAGGAGAUGACGUGUAUUUCGAGUGUCAUGUUGAAUCAAACCCUUCCUGGAAAAAACUGCUCUGGUUUCAUGACGACACGCUGCUGCUGCACAACGCUUCCGCCCGGGUUAUUCAAACCAAUCAGAGCCUGGUGCUGCAGAAGGUGGUGAAGCAGUCGGCCGGAUAUUACGCUUGCAGUGCAAUCAACGGCGAAGGGGAGACCGUCAGCAAUCAGCAAUUUCUUCGGGUGAAGCAUGCUCCGGUGUGUGACCACGAAAAAAUCGUCCUAAUUGGUGCAUCGAAAAACGAAAAUAUGGAAAUUUUAUGCGAGAUUUAUGCAGAUCCUCCAGCCAGGUCUUUCCACUGGCGCUUCAAUAAUUCCGCGGAAAUCCUGGAAGUUGACUCGCACCGCUACUCGAACCAUGGUAACUUCAGUGUACUGCUCUACACUCCCGUUGCGGUACAGGAUUAUGGAACACUCUCUUGCUGGGCUUCCAACGAAAUCGGAGUUCAAACUGAACCAUGCUUAUUUCAGGUGAUUCUGGCUGAUCUUCCAAUGCCGGUUAGCAACUGCACGCUGUACAACCAAACGCAACAGUUUGCCGAGAUUCAGUGUGCACCUGGCUAUGACGGCGGUCUACCGCAGAUGUUUAUGCUGGAAUUGGUCUCCAAGAGAACGGGAACGAGAAGGUUUAACUUUUCCAACAAACACGAACCAUACUUCAUGCUGGAUCGGUUGGAGAAACUAUCUGCCCUGAUGGCAGCGGAAAACAAUUCACUGUCAUGUGUAGUGUACGCCAUCAAUCAGAAAGGGGCCAGCCAGGGAAUCGUCAUCCCCAAUUUCGAAAUAGGCCACGUCCAUCGCUUUCAAUCAGCGAGCAAACACUCGACCGAAUGGCUCCCGAUAGCACUUGGAGUUCUGCUUACCAUCAUAAUAUUGGCCCUCUCAAUUUCCACCAAAGCGUACUUCGGUCAGUGCUGGUUCAUCUGUCGGCGCGGUGAAGCAAGCCAACGGGACGAUUUGAAAGUUGCACAACAAACAAAAAAUAUUGUGAUAUCCAACAAUUUCGAGUGCGGAACUAAUUGCUUGAAGCGGAAAAAUACACAACCGCACAACCAGCAACACCAGCAGCCACAGCAGCAGCAGCAGCAUCGUAGCAGUUUGCGGAAGAAAAACGCCUCAAAGGAAUCCAACGACGAUGAACCGGACCCGGAUGUUAUUCCAGCCCAGUUUAAUAUGAUUUCGUCUUCCCCGAUGAUAUCGACUCCAAUGCUCGGUACCAGGGAAAAGGACGACAGCUACGCAUUUGUCGACUAUUCGGCAAACUCGUACUACCUUAAUCCGAUAGACCUAACCAAUCUCAGUAGCACCGGCGUGGGCUUGGACUGUUCAACGGCGGUUAUGGUCGGUGGCCACCCGCUUACGAUGGCACUGGAAAGCAGUAGCGGGAGACAUCAUCCCAUGCCGGUGCACAGCGGACCACCUAUACAAUAUCCGAGUGCAAAUGCAACUAUUAGCUCUGGCGCUGCCGGUGGAUCCGAUCUGGACAUCAAUGUGAUUAAGGAUCGCCUCAUGACGACACGUGUACCGGAGAGCUGUGUUUGACCGGUGACGAACGAAGCCGUGCAUCGUUUCAUUCGAGAUUCCAAACAAAGCACGUGGAUCCUCGUGUGGGCAGCAGCAACAACAUAUCUCUUUCGCUUGAAAUCGUUGUACAUUCAUUCGACAAGUCUACUAUUCGUCCUGUGUGAAGAGGUGUGCACUCGUGAACCAUUUUCUACUGCUAGUAGAGUAAAGUCUUACCGAGUAUUUUAGAAGAUUAAAGUAUGUUGUACAGAUUUGUAAA
This is a messenger RNA of Ochlerotatus camptorhynchus, 3946 nucleotides long. Its product is annotated as hemicentin-1-like. The record is from RefSeq and is a predicted model, not a curated record. The coding region runs from base 1021 to 3705 and encodes 894 amino acids. The transcript has 19 exons. Lineage: Eukaryota; Metazoa; Arthropoda; Insecta; Diptera; Culicidae.